GCGACACGUGAGGCUGUGUGGUGCGUACACUCGCAAAGGAUAUGCCGUCUGAUCUGGCCAAGAAGAAGGCAGCAAAGAAGAAGGAGGCAGCUAAGGUGCGUCAGCGAGCCAAGAAGCAGGAUGAGGUGAAUGGAGAGAACGAUAAGCCAGACACCCUGGAGAAUUUGCCGGAACACAAUGGGGUGGCUAGUCUUUCCAAAGAGCUUGACGAGUUUGAACUGAAGAAGACCGAGGCACGGGCUGUGACAGGUGUCCUGGCCUCCCACCCCAACAGCACAGAUGUACACAUCAGCAGCCUGUCCUUAACCUUCCAUGGCCAAGAGCUGCUCAGCGACACCAGCCUGGAGCUCAACUCGGGGCGCCGCUAUGGUCUUAUCGGCCUCAACGGCACAGGCAAGUCCAUGCUACUCUCUGCCAUCAGUUGUCGUGAGGUACCUGUCCCAGAGCACAUUGACAUUUACCACCUGACGCGGGAGAUGGAGCCCAGUGGUAAGACGGCCCUGCAGUGCGUAAUGGAGGUGGACAGGGAGAGGAUCGAGCUAGAGAAGGAGGCAGAGCGCCUUGCUCACGAGGACUCUGAGUGUGAGAAACUGAUGGAACUGUACGAGCGGCUGGAGGAACUUGAUGCCGACAAGGCCGAGGUCCGUGCCUCCCGCAUCCUCUAUGGCCUUGGCUUCACACCUGCCAUGCAGCGCAAGAAGCUGAAGGACUUCAGUGGUGGUUGGCGGAUGCGCGUUUCCCUGGCUCGAGCUCUGUUCAUCAAGCCAUUCAUGCUGCUUCUUGAUGAGCCCACAAACCACCUUGACCUGGAUGCCUGUGUAUGGCUCGAGGAGGAGCUGAAAACGUUUAAGAGAAUUCUGGUCCUGAUCUCCCACUCGCAAGAUUUCCUUAAUGGCGUGUGCACCAACAUCAUCCAUCUACACCAGAAGAAGCUAAAGUACUACACAGGCAACUACGACCAGUAUGUGAAAACCAGGCAGGAGCUUGAAGAGAAUCAAAUGAAGAGAUACAAUUGGGAGCGAGACCAGAUUGUACAUAUGAAGAACUAUAUUGCACGGUUUGGCCAUGGCUCCGCUAAGCUGGCCCGACAGGCACAGAGUAAAGAGAAGACCCUUCAGAAGAUGGUUGCAUCAGGGUUGACUGAGCGAGUAGUGAAUGACAAGACGCUGUCAUUUUAUUUUCCUCCCUGUGGGAAGAUUCCUCCUCCUGUUAUUAUGGUCCAGAAUGUCAGCUUCAGAUACUCAGAUAAUACGCCAUAUAUAUACAAAAAACUGGAGUUUGGAAUUGACUUGGAUACACGAGUCGCCCUGGUGGGUCCUAAUGGAGCUGGAAAAUCAACCCUUCUGAAGCUCCUCAUGGCUUCUGCCCACAGAUGGCAUGAUCAGGAAGCACUCCCAUGUGAAAAUUGGCAGAUAUCACCAGGAAGUACUUUUUGUCUCUGUCAGUGCAGUAAGCUUGAAGCACUAAUUUUGAGGAUUGUGCAGCACCUAACAGAGCAGUUGAAUCUGGACAUGUCACCCUUGGACUACAUGAUGAAGUGCUACCCAGAGAUCAAGGAGAAGGAAGAGAUGCGGAAGAUCAUUGGCCGCUAUGGGCUUACUGGAAAACAGCAGGUGAGCCCCAUCAGGAACCUCUCAGAUGGUCAGAAGUGUCGGGUGUGCUUCGCCUGGCUCGCCUGGCAGUGCCCCCAUAUGCUCUUCCUCGACGAGCCCACCAAUCACCUGGACAUCGAGACCAUUGACGCACUUGCUGAGGCCAUCAAUGAAUUUGAGGGUGGCAUGAUGCUGGUCAGCCACGACUUCAGGCUCAUCCAGCAGGUGGCACAUGAAAUAUGGGUGUGUGAGAAGCAGACCAUCACCAAAUGGAAUGGAGACAUCUUGGCAUACAAGGAGCACUUAAAGUCCAAGUUUGACAAACAGACACAUGAUGUUUAAAGACCAUCAUAUCAGACUACCAUCUUUGCCCUCAAACACCAGCGGCACAUUGCUGUGCACAUUACCGUGGUCUUCUGAAUUGUUUUACUCCUGCUUGCAUGCUGAAAUGUGCACAAUCAUUGCUGUGACUGUCUUGAAGCUCAGGAAAAAUUUUGAUUGUCAGGUAAAUGUCAAAAGUUGAAAUUGGCUGUUUUGUCCAGUUUUAUUUCCUCUACAAAUCUGGCUUCUAUAUCUCAGGAAGAAUUAUUAUAUUACAUUGAACAGUAAUGCCAUGGUGUUUUCUCCUAACAAAGAAGGGCAUAGCUGAUUAAUGUCAAAUGACACUGAAAUUGUGCUUGUGUGUAAGAGUACAGAACGACAGAACUGCUGUAGGGUGUAUGUAUGUGUAUGCAGGUACGGUUGACCCUUGCCUGGCUACCUUGGUAAACUUGGUAAACAUCUUUAAUGGACUUGAUGGUAAUAAUUAUUUCAUUAUAAGCUGUUGCUCAUCCCUAAUAUACCUUCUUUGGAGACCUUUAGAUUUCAAGUUGACAUCCCGCUGCAGUACCUGCUACCCCAGGUGAUGCGUAGAUUGACACGUCUUCCUCUGGUCCGAGGAAGUUUUUGAUACAACAUACAAGAAACUUCAGAUCUUACUAUGCGGCCACAUAUGAUUUUUUUUUUUUUUGUCCCAAGAGGUCAGAGACUUCUUGCUGUAGGCCACAUCACCGACUGUGAGGACACAUUGAUGAAUGAAAGCGGAAUGCUCUCCAAACCUUUUUGUCCAAUAAAUGGUUUGAUUGUCACUGUCGCUUUUUUUCUAGUUAAGCCAUCAGUACUUUUGUCUGGGUCUUUAUAAAGUAGAAGGCUGGUUUCACACACAGCCAACCUUAAAAUCUUCACUGGGAAAGCUCUGAAAUGGACCUUAAUCGUCCCUCGUUAGGGAGGUUCAAAACCAAAAGGAAAGUUUGGUCCAGAAUACUUAAAGUACUCUCUCUGGUACUACACUGGGGGUGCCAGUCUUGACGGUGACCCCUCAAAAAGGCCGAGAAGAUGCUCCCUCCUCCAUAGCGGUACCUGAUCAUUCGGGCUUAUUAGUUAUUGACUUGUCUCGGGUGGGGUGUCCCCCUAGGUUCAGUUCGUCAGGGCCGGGGGAAGAGUCCCAUCUGACAGCUGUGGAGGAUGGAGAUUUUUGUUUAGAAAAGCUGUUUGAAUAAUUGAUUUUAAUUUGUAGAUUUUAUAGUAUUUUAGAAUUUAAAAAUGUCUUAUCUUUACAGGUGUGUUGUAUGAACGCUUAAUAUUUUUAUAGUUUUUAUUGACGGCGCAAGAUCACAAUGUGAGUGUUUUGACAUGGCUGCCUGAGUACUUUACGUGUUGGUGUGGUACACGUGUUUUAAACCUUGUAUUUAAAUCACUUCUUGGUGAAGGGUUUCAAAAUCCUAUGUUCCUUUUGUCAAAAUGGAUAUCUAUAAUUGUUGUUAAAUUCCGAUGCUUAUUACUCUUUCUAUUAGUGAAAUAAGAUGUUUGGGGAAGUGAGUAAUGCUCUGUCAUGGUUAUGUUGAGAGAUGUUUUUCUAAUGAAAUGUAAGGAUGUUUUGUGUUUGUGAGUUGUG
Messenger RNA from Scleropages formosus (Asian bonytongue), 3525 nucleotides. RefSeq names its product ATP-binding cassette sub-family F member 2-like. Gene Ontology annotation, molecular function: ATP hydrolysis activity; ATP binding. The transcript is spliced from 15 exons. The coding region runs from base 42 to 1934 and encodes 630 amino acids. The record is from RefSeq and is a predicted model, not a curated record. NCBI's taxonomy places the organism in Eukaryota, Metazoa, Chordata, Actinopteri, Osteoglossiformes, Osteoglossidae.